CGCGGCGUGGUCAGGGCGGGGCUCACGGACUGACGCAUUGUCAGACCCGGGCUCGCAGGGCCGGCGAGGGGGCUAUAGCGCCUCCAGUCGACCGGGAGCUCCCAGAGGGCAGGGGGUUGUCCCACCCCCUCUGUGCGCUGCCCCAGCCCUGGCCUGAGUUGAAUCGAAGACCAGCUGCUCUCCACUUCCCUGCUCCCACUCUGCCCUCUCACCUCCAGCCAUGGCGCCCCUGCUCGCCCUGUUCCUGGUGGCCUUGGUGGGCCUACCUGUGGCCCAGGCUCUGGACUGCCACGUGUGCGCCUACAAUGGCGAGAACUGCUUCAACCCCGUGCGCUGCCCGGCGAUGGUCACCUACUGCAUGACCACGCGCACUUACUACACCCCUACCAGGAUGAAGGUGAGCAAGUCAUGUGUGCCCAGCUGCUUUGAGACCGUGUACGACGGCUACUCCAAGCACGCGUCCACCACUUCCUGCUGCCAGUACGACCUCUGUAACGGCGCUGGCCUCGCGGCCCCUGCAACCCUGGCCCUUGUACUCCUGGCCACCCUCUGGGGUCUGCUCUAAAGCCCCGUUCCGCCCUCCACAGACUCACUCAAGGGCAAAGUGCUGAGCAGCACGGCCCCACCCUCUCCCCCUGCACCACCCCCCCUGCCUUCCCCAGACCCACCCAGCCGCAUCCAGGAGUGUCUGCAAGAGGACUCUUGACCUCCCCCAGCCACCCUGGGGUCUGCUUCCAGGUCAUGACCUGUUGUUUUCAGAAGGCCGAUGUGGGACCACACCUCCCAAGGCAUCUGGCUUUGAUGGGGCAGCUCAGCCCCCUCCUCUGUCCAAGGAUGGGGGUGUGGGCACGGUGUGCUGUUUAUGGGGGAUCUUCAGUUGGCCGGUGAACACUGAUGUGAAGGGGACCUCUGCGUCUGCUCUCGCAGCCGGGAUCCCCUCGCCCCUCGCAGCGGCUUGACUGCUAUCCCGUCGGCAGCAGGAUCCCGACUGAACGAGUGCCGGGUGCGCUGGCCUUGGCCCCAAAGGGUUUCGCGGACCCCUCGACCUCUGACUCUGCCCACGGGGAGGGCGGGAGCUCCGCUCCCGCUGGAGCGCUCCAGCCUCAGCUCAGGGAGUGGCUCUCAGGUGCCCCCAGUCAAGCUGGGCCUUGGGACCCCCAGAGACCCAAGAAAGGGCAUCAUUUAAAAGGCACCCACCCUAGGUGAGCCCCACCCUUGGCCAGCUUGGGGAAACCCGGGUCUGCCCAGCGUCUGCCCAGCGUCUGCUGUUCUGGAUCCGGGUGGCCCGGGGAGCCGGGCCCUCCUUCCAGUGAGGCCAGUCAGGACGCGCAGCGUUGUGCCGGGGGUCACACAGCGCCUGAGGCCUCCUCAGCUGACCAGUGCCCCCAGCUCCAGUGUCCGGGGAGGGGCCAAGGAGCCCCUUCAGUUUGGCACGGCCCAAGUGUGCAGGAUGGUGGCAGGUGCCCACGUGGGGGGUUGUCCCUGGAACUCAGAAGCCCUUGGCCCCUAAGCAUGGCCCAUGUCAGGGGGACCUGUGCUGGAAAUUCCCUCUUGAGAGCUUCCCUCUGGGACCGCCAGACCUCAGGGGAUCAGGUCGCCCUGGGGGAGCCCGGGUAGGAGGUCCUUAGGCAGGCCUGGGUCAGGCUUCCCAGAGGGCCAAGAAGCAGAAGAACCGAACCCCAGACAGCCGGCCAGGUGGCCCCUCCCCCUGAUGCCCAGUGUGGUGUGAGCCCCUCCCUGGGGGAGGCUGGGGGGGAGCCAGACCCCACCCCCAGCUCCUCCACCCAAAGACUCCCAGGAGUGGUCCACCUCAGGGAAGUGACCACACUCCCUGCAGAAUUGGCUGCAGGGCCACUGCAGCCCCAGAUGCUUCCUGGGAGGGAGGGCAGCCGUGGGCAGACUGCCCUCCUGACUCAGCAGGUGAGGCCUGGGAAGCACUUUGUCCUGGGUCCGGUGGCUCCUCGGCUAGAUCGGGUCCUCCCUCCCUCCCUCCUGUCCUGGCGGGGAUGGAGUAGAGCCCUGCCUGGCCCCCUGUGGGCUCUGGGGUCACUGAGAUCAGGGAUCCAGCAGCUGGGUGUGCUUGGUGUUGGGGGAGCUUCUCACACCUGCCUCUCGCCUCCAUCUGUCCAACCCUCCUCCACCCUGAUCUGGUCCCAUCCCAAUACCCAUGGCACCGCCCCCAGCACCGGGGACCAUGCUGCCUAUCCCACCUCCACAGACUGGGUUCUGCCUGGCCCGGCUGUGGUCGAAACUCAGCACAGACACACCUAAGGUGUUAUGCUCACGCCCUGGCUGGGCCCCCUAGUGGGAAGUACGUGGCACUGCAAAAUCAGGGGAACGCACGAGUAGGGCCCUUGGAAAUCAAACAAGUCAACUUGUCCCAACUGACUGUCCAUGAGGAUAGUAACUAACAUCUGCCCGUUUCCCUGCAGUCGUGGCUCUAAGCACUGCAAGACAACCCUGCAAGGUAGGAGCCGUUAUCAUGCCCCUUUCACAGAUGAGGAAACUGAGGCACAGAGAGGUGAAGUAGUUGCCCAAGCCAGGUGGGACUUCUUGUCCCCCGCCCCCACUGCACCCCUGCCCCACCCUGCAGUCGCUUCUCCCAUCAGCUGGGAGAGGAAGGGGAAGCUGAGAAGGUGGGUUUAUAAAUUUAAGAGGAUUUUAGCAUGUGAAAUCAUUAUAACAGCUUAGGGUCAGAAAAGAUGGAGAAAAUCAGCACCAGGAGGUUUGAGAAGCCAUGAAGGACAGAGUCAGGGCGUCCAGCCCGGUGUCUGGGUGCUGGGCCAGGGGUGGAAUAGCACAGAGGAGGGCAGAGGGGCGCCAGGCACUCCGAGCUCGCCUGGCCCAGACCCCUUCCCCACCUGUGUCAGGAUCGUGGGUCCCCAACGGAAACGAGAGCCCGCUCAGCAGGCGGAGAGGCCCAGGCUCUUUCUCACGGCUCUUCACGGCGUUUCAGAUCUGGAAGCAGCCUGCCUGUCUCAGGAGCGGCUGCUUGACUGUGUGGUGGCACCUCCAUGGACUCCUGUGCCGUCCAUCUGCCUGGAACACAGCUGCGGCCCCGGUGCAGACGGACGUGCACAGGGGAGGCUGGACAGCUGCUUCUUACCUCCCUUUGUAACAUCUUAUUUGUGGUGAUGAACGUGUAUUUUCUUCAUGAUUCUAAACCUCUGAGAAAGGUAAAAAGAAAGUGAGAGGUCUCUUUCUUUUUCAUCUCUCCCUCUCCCCCAAAUUUUGUUGGAUCCUAUCCCUCAGGCUGAUCUGGAGCUUGUCGUUCGCAUCUCUGAGCCUCUGUUGUCUUGCUGAUAAAAUGGGGACAAUAGCGCCCACCAGGCUGGGGCAUAACUGCCCAGUCUGGGGCCUGGCACACAGAAGGCACCGGGUGGACAGAUGGAUGAACGGAUGGACAGACGGACGGAUGGUGCCCUUUCUGUCCACUUCCUGACCCUACCCAGCAUGGGCAUCGACUUCAGGCCGUGGCCCCGCUCCCUCACACGGCCUCCCAGAGAGGUCUCGUUUGCACCUGCUUGAGCUAGUGAAU
Molecule: messenger RNA, 3538 nt
Organism: Eubalaena glacialis (North Atlantic right whale)
Lineage: Eukaryota; Metazoa; Chordata; Mammalia; Artiodactyla; Balaenidae
Gene: LYNX1
Product: Ly6/neurotoxin 1
Exons: 5
Coding region: 221-565 (114 amino acids)
Source: RefSeq, a predicted model, not a curated record